UUAAAAAUGUCAAGUGUUAAAUCUUGAACUUUGUUGAUGUUACUAGCGUCGCAAAUUUUGAAACAUUGAAUCAGUUUUUGGAACUCACAUCUGCAUUUUUUGCAGCUGACUGUGUAGACAACAUGUAGAAUAAAGGCAGGCCACUAAUAUUAACAGCAAAGCAGCUAGUUUAACAACUUUGUGUUGAUUGUGCGUAGCAAUAGUAGCGACCUUGAAAUUGCCUGUUUAGCUCUUCGUUAGUUGACAAAUAUGGAGGAAUCUCAUCAUCGUACAAUAAUGGACCACUUAGAUCUUGGUACUGGAGGUCACCAUAUGCAAGAAGAUCUAUCCAAAGGUGUGUUGCGAACAAUUCAUCACGUCGAAAAUGGAACACUCCAUUUUAUUACAAUACCACCGGCUAGUAAUUCUCGAGAACAGGAAUACAUUGAAAGUUCCCUGCUUGGAGCAGAUCUGCUGUCAAGUCACCUUCCGAAUGGCUUGUUAGUAGAUUAUAUCAGCACGCCAGGGCCGGCUACCCCAAACGGCAAUUCAUUUCAUUCGCAAUCCACAAGCUUACUGGAUCACCACGCUGGCAGUGGUAGUAUGCAAACAUAUUCUGCAGAAGAUCUGCAAACGUUAGUGGAUGCAAGCUCGUUGCAGUCAUCAGACAACGAUCGAAAGCUUUUUCUUCAAUUCGUGAAUAAACAGCCAACGCAAUUAUCUCAUGAGGCACCGGUCAUAGUAACAAACCCGAAGGAUGUAACCGGUGUAAAUUCGUUGAACGGACAUGACAAAUUGACACAGCCAUCACAUUCACAGUUAGCAGGAGUCAACCACAUGCCGGUUACCGCAUCUACCAGUAGCUUUCUCCAUUAUCACAAUCAGGAUCAUCUUCUGGGAACAACACAUACUAGUGUUAACAACAUGAUCAAUACAGGGAAUAUUUUGACUACUCAUCAUGCCGCGCCCCAUCAUCAUCAUCACCAUCACCAUCUUCAACAUCAUCAUCAGACGCAAGCGACUUCCCACCAAAUUGUGCAGAAUAAUACACCCCAACAACAACAGCACCAUCAUCAGCAAUCUCAAAAUCAAUCACAUCUGUCUUCACUCCAUUCCAUGUUACAAAGUGAGUGCUCACCCUCGAAGAUGUUCCACGUUGCCUCUUCAGUUGCUAACACGAGUAUAGCAAUAAGUACUGCUACCAGUCAAAAUUGUAUCCAAAUGCCUCCACUGGCUCCACUGAAGGGUGUCGAAUCUCCGAAACGAUAUCUUACUUAUCAAAUGGUGCAGUCGCAAGGACCGGUUAUGGAGCGAACAGCUUGCCAUGAUACAGUAGAUGUUGCAGAGAAUUUUUUAUCCCGUGAUGACCUCUUAGAAUGCGCUGCUACUGGUGAACCACGUUCGGAUGACGAUGAAGAUGCUGUUGAGUCUAAUGGUGGACCGUUAGCUACAGCCAAUUCAACCUUUACCAAUACAUACCUGCCACACAAGAAGCGACUAUCUAAAAAGUUAGGUGACUCGAAACGCACUGAGCAGAUUCAAAGACAUUCUGUCAUCUCGACUGAUCACCAACUGCAAGAAUUGCAAAGCAAGGAUUCCUCCCAGGAUCAUGCCAAGAACAAUCUAGAUGUUGCAAAAUCUAAAUCAUUUUCCUGUCAGUUGUGUACUGAUAUAUUCGAGGAUCAAUUGUUGUUUUUCACUCACCUUAAGCAACAUUAUGAACCAAGCUCGGGGAGUCCGAGUGAUGAAAGGAAAACCGGUGAUCUGAAGAAGAAACCCAAAUUACCACGUGUUAAGCAUACCAAGAAACUGAAAAAUGAUAAAUCAUGUCGUGGAACAGUGGAAGAUGUGGAAACAAGCUCAAAUGUACAAGAUCAACAGCAAACAUCCGCAUUCGAUGGUCAAGGUUUUGAGCAAGCGCCUAGCAAUCUGACUGACUAUCAGCAACGAUCUCAGCAACAAAAUUCGGAGGUGAUCGUAAAUCCUUCACAACAAGCGGUGUGCGUAGAAUCCGAUAAUGCAGCAGGUGAAUUCAGUGAAACUGAAGAUAUGCUUGAAGGUAUUCGUAAUGUGGUACAAAAAGUUCAAGAAGCUGUCGACACUGACACAAAUGAUGGUUUAGGAGGGACAUCUACACUUGAGAGGACGAUUAUUACAGCAGAAGAGAAGUUGUGGUAUCAAGCACAACAACAACAGCAGCAUCAACCGCAGCCACAGCAACAGCAACAGCAGCAGCAACAGCAACAGCAACAGCAGCAGCAGCAGCAGCAGCAACAACAACAACCAAAUCAGUCUAGUAGUACUGCGUCGGAUAUGGUGAAGUCAAUUGAUUUCACCUCAGAUUUGGGAACCCACGAGAUCCAUAUCAAUGCUGGGAGUGAUAAUUUCGUACUAUUUUUAAAUAAGGCGGAGUUCAACGAGGAUAUGUUACAUUCCGGAAAUACACCCCACCAACAAGCAACUCAACGUACGAUCUCAACCGUUCCACAGCCGCCAAUUCCUCCCAGUCACAAUCCACCCGCUUCGUACAUGAUGGAUUCCGAUUCUCAACUACCGCAGCCAACGAUUGGCGAGUGUGAUAUGAACAUGCAAAUAUUGGACCUUGGUUCCACAGGUAUUGAGAAUCAUCCUGAAAUUGUUAAGCUUGUUGAUUUUAACCUUUCAACAGUAACUGCUGCUACAUCUACAAUAAAUUGUCAACUGGGUAGCAGCACGAAACUAUUGAAAGAUGAACAAGCAUCCAAUCCAGAUAGUGACUCUGUAAUAAACGACGAUGGCUCGUUUUACGUAUUUGAUGAAAACGUUGAGACAGAAGACUCCUGUGGAGAAGAGGCUAAUACUGUGUGCAGUGGAGAUGAGCAAGCUACCUACCCGAACACCCAACAAUAUGACGCAGAUGCUGCAGAGGAUCAAGUAGCGAUAAAAUGUAAUUCAACGUUUCCGUCAGUUCCUCCCUGUAAAAAGAAAGGUCGAAAAAAGUUGGGCGAUUUACCUAAGAAGACUAACAAAAAGUAUCCUUGCACCGAGCCAGACUGUGAUAAAGUAUUCAACUCAAAAACUGCAGUUCGCUAUCAUGAAUUGCAACACAAGAAUGAGCGGCCCUAUAACUGCAUGCAGUGCUCGAAAAAUUUCUUCACAUCCAGUGCUUUGAAAGUUCACGAACGUCUGCACUCUGGUGAAAAACCGUAUAAAUGUGAGGAGUGUGGUCGAGCGUUCCGACAGUGGGGCGAUAUGAAGUACCAUCAGUCGUCCAUACACUCAAACGAAAAAACACAUCAGUGCGAAUUCUGUGGUAAAAAAUUCGCCCGACGUUAUUCCCUAGUCCUGCAUCGCAAGAUACAUUUAAACGAGAAAAAUUAUGUUUGCGAUAUUUGCAACAAAGCCUUCAGAGCGAGCUCAUACCUUCAGUCUCACCGGAUGAUACACACCGGUGAGAAACCGUAUUCUUGCGGUAUCUGCUCCAAAAAAUUCCGAUGCGGAGGAGACAUGAAGCGACAUCUCAAAACCCAUGAUCGCAACAGCAAGGGUGAAUCCAGCCACAAAGUAGUACAAGCGGUAGAGGAUAACUUGCAUGAUAAACAACCAAAUACCCAAAUAACUCGAUCGUCUGCGACAGACGUGAUCGACUUGACCAAGGUGAAAUCCGAGGGUGGUAGUGCCGCGAAACUGACCAGCUGUAUUCAAGCCCCUCCGGUAGUGACGGUGUUGUCGAAGGAUAUCGUACAUGCCGGCAAAAUUGCUAGUUCUGUCGGUCAGCAGCCACAACUGGUGUACUUACCGCCGACCAUCGGGGAUCAAUUCCGGAAUAAACCGGAAGAAACCGUACUGAUGGAUGUCUCGCGGUGGUAACGGCCGCACUUCCACACAGUAUAAUAAUGGCGAUGCAAAUGUGAAGCACGAGCAUUUUUAUAUUGAAGUUUUCUGAAUCGAUUUUUUAUUUAAAAUAUCGUUUAUGAAAAACAUUUUUUUUUAAUAAAAAAGACGUUUAUGAAAUUAA
Messenger RNA from Wyeomyia smithii (pitcher-plant mosquito), 3976 nucleotides. RefSeq lists its product as uncharacterized. The coding region runs from base 250 to 3828 and encodes 1192 amino acids. Gene Ontology annotation, cellular component: nucleus. The transcript is spliced from 4 exons. The record is from RefSeq and is a predicted model, not a curated record. Lineage: Eukaryota; Metazoa; Arthropoda; Insecta; Diptera; Culicidae.